AUGACGAAGGGAAGAAAAGCAACUGGUGAUGGAAGAAAGGAAAUGGGGAAGGGGGAGGCAGAUGCAGAGAACAAAUGCAAGGACGUGGGAGGAGAGGAAAAACGAAAUAAUCAAAACCCACGAAGAACAGAAAAGCGUGGACUUCCGGUUCUAGUGAAGCUUUGCCAGGACUUCUGUGUGCAACCCCAUACACCUUGCAGGUGGACAGAGCCAAAUGCUCAAGAAAUUGAGGACAUCUAUGGUCUGAAUGGUCAAAUAGAACACAAAAUAGCCUUUCUGAGAGCUCACGUGCCAAAGGAUGUGAAGAUUAUACUCAUUGGCCAUUCCAUAGGCAGCUACAUUUCUCUUCAGGUCAUGAAGCAUGCUCCUGAGCUGCCUGCUCAGAAACUUCAUGAACCCAAAUACCCAGUCAUUUCAGGUGCUGCCACCCCUUGGCAAAGAGGGCACCUCUGCUCCAUCACGUCCCCACCCUUCCUCUCGCAGGCCCAGUUCUGUGACGUUAGAGUUCUUCUCCAGCAGUCUCUUAAUUCCCAGGAGAGCCCGUUUAUCUCCUAUUCUGAAGACCUGUGGGUCCACAUCCCAGCUCUCCUGUGGAAUGUGGCCAUUGCUGAAUGCAGCAUGGCCAAGUUAGCCACAUCUGAAACUAAUGCUGCCUACCUCGGAGGCCAAGAAAUGAUACAAGUGCGGAAGAGAGCUGAUGAAAUCAUAAAGGAACAUUUACCUAAGCUGACGUUUUACUAUGGUAGGACAGAUGGCUGGUGUCCAGUAAAGUACUAUGAAGACAUGAAGAAAGAUUUUCCAGAAGGCGACAUCCGACUCUGUGAGAAAGGAAUAUCCCAUGCUUUUGUCCUUGGUUUCAGCCAGGAGGUGGCUGCCAUAGUUGCUGAUUGGAUGAACCAUAAACUGCCCAAAAUAUAAAAACUGGCCCUGGGAAAAUGCACCUACAGCGGAUACAUGGGAGCUGUAGGUGUGUUCUGAUUACUGGUGAAUGUUUAAUCUUAACGCUUAAAAAGGAAAUAUGAGACCCUGUUGCUUACAGACUACCAGCUCCCUGUGCUAAGACUAAUGUGAACACAGUUGAUGACUCAUUCCACAUGUUCCCUGACUCAGGAUCUCCACAGUGAUCUCCACAAAGAUUCCUCUUUUUACAAGAAGCCUGACAGAGCUGUACAGUGCAGUUUACCCAACAGGAUCCUGACAAGCCCAAGACAAUCUAAAUAUAGGUGAUUCCAAGUGAAUCCUUACUUUAGAAUAGAUUGUCCUGGAUGAAAUUAUGAAACACUGACUAGAAAAUGAAAACCCACCCAUGAGUGUGAAGUGUGCAGUCAGGUGUGUAAAAUGUGUAAGACUGAGAAGGGCACCUUUGAUCUUCCAGCUACAGGGAGGAAUGAGCAGGGAUGCUGACAGUGAGCUUGGUUUCCCUUCAGGGACGGGGGAAAUUGAGUCAGACGUUGUACGGGUCUUGGCUGAGGUCAUCAGCAUGUCUUCCUGCUCCUGCUACAGUAAACCAAGAAUCAAGGUUGCCCGACAUUAUCAACUAACUAGACAGAGUUGCUGAAGGAUCCUGACUCUGACCUGCCACGGGAUGGCCAGAUGGCUCCAAUGAGCCCUAAAAUGCCAGGUCCCUGCAGGCUCCUCCUGAGCAAGAAUGGAGGGAUGGACUGUCCACAUCAGGUGUGUAUGGCCGUGGAGUGGCUCAUCGCUGUGAUUCCUCCAGUGAAGCUCCAUGGACAGGAAGCUGUGAACUGAUGCCUUUCAUAAUGCCGUUUGCUACCCUACAAUUCUGCCCUUGUGAAAAAUCUGGAGCAUACUUUUUGGAAAGAUAUUUUAAAUUGUUGAGUAAAACAUUAGCAUAAAUGUAUUUCCCAUUUGCCUAAACUUUAUUGACCAGAAAGAUAUUAUUUUGCUAAUAAACAGAAGUAAUCCAUUAAAUUUUGAAUUACUUCACCUCUGAAAAUGUAUUCUUGACUGAGAAGUAGAGGACCAGCUAGGCUGUCUUCCCUUAAUUGACUCAAUCCUAAGAUCCCAGAGUCCAGAAAACCCCACUGUCUGUAGUGACAGCUGAUGCCCAAUUGGAAACAUUCCAUUUUCUUCUAGAGAAGAGCUCCCAUAGCUCUAUCAUUCCUCAGGGGCAGUGAGAUGGUCCUUCCUCUCACAAACCUAAGAUGCUGAUGGAAGAUUUGGUUGUUAUGUGCCGCCCGCCCGCUCAGUGGUGAGUGAAGAAAGUUCUAGUCCUUUGUAUGGCUUCUGCAUCUGAGCUCUAACUUCUCAGAAGGGGAAAAGCCAAACUCCAGACAAGGAGGGCUUUUAGACCAUGGAGAAGACCGUUAGCUACACAGUAAGGGUUGGUGCUACACACAAGUCCUCACUGGCAUCUGCACACUGAGGCCUUCUGGAGAGCUGACUGGGAAGCCAGGAUUCAUGCUCUGAGUACCUUGGUUAGAGGACAGGUCCAAUCCGUGGUGGAAAAUCAGUGAACAGAAACAAGUGCUGUUAAAUCAGACCUACUGGAACAAAACCACAUUCAUUGAUUGCUUCCAGAAAUUACUACUGUGUCUUCCAAACUCUACUUAAAAGACCCUGGUGCCUCAUUCCUGUUCCCCAUCUAAUCACCUAAUAAUAAAUAAAUAUUUAUUUAUAUUUAAUAUAUAAAAUAUAAUAAAUAUAUGUUUAUAUUUAUAUAAUAUAAAACAUUAUAAU
Molecule: messenger RNA, 2700 nt
Organism: Peromyscus maniculatus bairdii (prairie deer mouse)
Lineage: Eukaryota; Metazoa; Chordata; Mammalia; Rodentia; Cricetidae
Source: RefSeq, a predicted model, not a curated record